AUGUCUACCUUUGGCUACAGAAGAGAGCUCAGUAAAUAUGAAGAUAUUGAUGAAGAUGAGCUCCUCGCUUCUCUCACUGAAGAGGAGCUGAAGGAGCUGGAGCGGGAGCUGGAGGACAUUGAGCCCGACCGUAACCUCCCAGUGGGACAGCGUCAGAAGAGCCUGACGGAGAAAACACCAACAGGGACUUUCAGCAGGGAAGCGUUGAUGGCCUAUUGGGAGAGGGAGACCAGGAAACUCUUAGAAAAAGAAAGAUUGGGUGCGUGUGACAAGCAAGAAGAAGACAACUCAGAAGACAUUCAAGAAGAGUAUUUCACAGAAAGCAAUAGUGAAGUGUCUGAGGAGGCUUGUACUGAAGAGGACGAUGAAGAAAAAGAAGAUGAUGAGGAGGAAGAUGAAGAUGAGAGUGAUGACGAGGAUGAGGAAGAGCAAAAUGCUGCAGCUGGUGAAAGAUCUGAGGAUGGCAGGAGUCCUGACCACAUCAGACGCAAAAAGUGUAACGGCGCAAAGGACAGUGAAAACUUACUCAAUGGCCACGAUGGAAAAGACACUGAUAAUCUGAGCUUAAAAAGCAGUGCCAUCCACCCUUGCGGAAAUCCAACAGUUAUUGAGGAUGCCUUGGAAAAAGUUAGGAGCAAUGACCCUGACACCACAGAGGUCAACCUGAACAACAUUGAGAACAUCACUUCCCAGAUGCUCAUACAUUUUUCCCAAGCCCUGAGGGACAACACAGUGGUGAAGUCGUUCAGCUUGGCCAACACGCACGCUGACGACAGCGUUGCAAUAGCCAUUGCCGGGAUGCUGAAGGUAAAUCAGCACAUCACUAGUCUGAAUAUUGAGUCAAAUUUUAUCACGGGCAAAGGAGUGCUGGCCAUCAUGAGAGCUUUGCAGAAUAACUCGGUUCUAACAGAGCUGCGGUUCCAUAAUCAAAGGCACAUCAUGGGCAGCCAGGUGGAAAUGGACAUAGUUAAACUGUUGAAAGAGAACACCACUCUGGUCAAGCUUGGAUACCACUUUGACCUUGCUGGCCCAAGAAUGAGCAUGACAAGUAUCCUGACAAGAAAUAUGGAUAAACAAAGGCAAAAGCGUAUGCAGGAGCAGCGGCAGCAAGAGUCCGGGUGUGACGGAGCCGUCAAUCUAAAGACCAAAGUCUUGCAGAAGGGGACACCUCGAUCCUCACCUUAUGUGUCCCCUAAGAGUUCACCUUGGUCCUCUCCAAAACUCCCUAAGAAAGCAGCAGCAGUGAAGAGUCAGCCUUCAGUUCCUGCACCCCCACCUCCUCCUCCACCGCCGCCUCCUCCUCCUCCUCCUCCUCCUCCAGUUAUUCCAGAGAAGAAGGCACCAACCAGGAAUAUAGCUGAAGUCAUCAAACAGCAAGAAAGCUCAAAAAAAACCUUACAGAAUGGACAGAAAAAGAAAAAAGGCAAAAAAAGCAAAAAACAUGAGAACAGCAUAUUGAAAGAAAUUAAAGAUUCUCUAAAAUCAGUGUCGGACAGAAAAUCAGAGGAAGGUUCACGACCCUCCACCCGUCCCUCCACCCCACAAAGAUCUCUCCAUGACAACCUUAUGGAAGCAAUCCGGGCAAGCAGCAUAAAGCAAUUAAGGCGGGUGGAGGUACCAGAAGCCCUUCGGUGA
Molecule: messenger RNA, 1635 nt
Organism: Colius striatus (speckled mousebird)
Lineage: Eukaryota; Metazoa; Chordata; Aves; Coliiformes; Coliidae
Gene: LMOD2
Product: leiomodin 2
Exons: 3
Coding region: 1-1635 (544 amino acids)
Biological process (GO): myofibril assembly; muscle contraction; pointed-end actin filament capping
Cellular component (GO): myofibril; striated muscle thin filament
Molecular function (GO): tropomyosin binding; actin binding
Source: RefSeq, a predicted model, not a curated record